GAGGUGGAACCAAGGGAUAGUGUUCGGAGGUGGGUAGGGGGUGGAACCAAGGGACAGUGCUCGGAGGUGGAACCAAGGGAUAGUGUUCGGAGGUGGGUAGGGGGUGGAACCAAGGGACAGUGCUCGGAGGUGGGUAGGGGGUGGAACCAAGGGACAGUGCUCGGAGGUGGGUAGGGGGUGGAACCAAGGGACAGUGCUCGGAGGUGGGUAGGGGGUG
Messenger RNA from Staurois parvus, 217 nucleotides. Lineage: Eukaryota; Metazoa; Chordata; Amphibia; Anura; Ranidae. The record is from the annotation of a GenBank genome assembly.